Vidua chalybeata is the source of this 919-nucleotide messenger RNA. RefSeq lists its product as uncharacterized. The record is from RefSeq and is a predicted model, not a curated record. NCBI's taxonomy places the organism in Eukaryota, Metazoa, Chordata, Aves, Passeriformes, Viduidae. The coding region runs from base 19 to 291 and encodes 90 amino acids. The transcript has 2 exons.
GGUAGUGACAAUGCCUAUAUGGAAAGGUCAGUCAUCAGCCUUAGGAGGAAUUUUUUGUCUACAGGAGACUGCACAGAUUUUCUUAGACAAACAGAUAUAAUUGGGAAGGAGAAGGAGAAGGAGAAGGAGAAGAACAAGAACAAGAACAAGAACAAGAACAAGAACAAGAACAAGAACAAGAACAAGAACAAGAACAAGAACAAGAACAAGAACAAGAACAAGGAGGAGGAAGGAAAAGAGGGAGGAGAGAGGAGGAGAAGGAUUGAUGCUUUCUCAUGUGAAUUGCAUUAAUCUUGCAGCUGAUUCAUAUAAAUGAGCUGGGUUUGAUGUUGCAAAAAACUCCAGUUUCUCACACUGUGCCACUCUGAAGCUGUUCCUGGGCUGUGCCAGUGAUGAGCAAGAUAUUUCAGUCUAUGAAUGAGGAGACGAAGUGAGUUGUGAAAAUACUGUUCUUUCUUCUUGUCUUAUCAGUAGAGACUGAGAGGAAAUCCAAAAAGAUCUCUGGCAAGCCACAUGCUCCAAUAGUGUCUUGAAUUUGAAUAUGAAUGGGAAGUGCAACUACCAGAGUAUUAUCAAAAUUAGUUCAAAAAGCCUGUGGAAUCUCAUCACUCUAAAAUCUAAAGGAUUUAUGAGGAAUCAAAAAAAAAUCCUUUUGGAGAAGAGAUCAAAGCAAUGGAUAUUUCUUUUCUUAGCACAUUGGUUUGAAGAAUAAUUCUUUCUAAGUUUUUCAGCAGAAACCUAAAUAACAUCCUAGUUCCUGAAAAAAAGCCAAAAUUGCAAGGAUGAGAAAGAUUCAAUCUCAUGCUUCACUCACUUUGGGACAAAGAAUUCAUCCUGGCUCUCUCAUCUCCCGGAAAAAAAAAAAAAUUCACAGAAAUUACUUUGGCCAAAAUUAAUUAAUUUUUAAGAUAAGUUUAGG